AUGGGCCUAUCCCUCCAUGCGCACCCGUCGCCAUAUCGUGUGGUGCACAAUGCCUCCCAUCCGCGGAUACAGUACCCUCAAGGCGUGCCGUCGACGAAACCACCAUCCGUCCCUCGGCAGGACGAGUACUAUGGCCACGCAGACACCUCUCUACUCUGCACUCGAUUUAUUACUCACUUGUUCGCUUGCCCGGAAUUACCCCCCUCGUCGUCCAAUUCGAAGGUCAAAUUGCAAAAGUUCAUUGCUUAUGCCCUUCACCGCACCAAGCUCCAGCCAUCCGUGACGUUCGCCGCUCUCGUCUUACUUCAAAGACUAAAGGCACGAUUCCCCACCGCCCGUGGCUCCUCUGGCCACCGACUUUUCAUUUCAGCGUUUAUGCUCGCGAGCAAAGUCAUUUGCGACGACACCUAUUCGAACAAAUCGUGGGGUAUCGUGGCGCAGGGCAUGUUCCAGCUUCGAGAGAUUAAUCAGAUGGAAAGGGAGAUGUGUCAAUACUUGGAGUGGGAGUUAAAUGUGGAUCCCUCUACGCUGUGUGAGUUUGAGACUAUGGUACGGAGAGAUUUCGUAGGGAUGGGCCCAUUUCCAACUUACGUUUUACCGUCGACGAAGAAGUCGACUCCCCCUCCAUCAACAAACCCUUUCGCGCCUCAGCAUUCAAACUUCAUCCCGCCGCCCCCUCACGCCGCCCACCGCCAUCCAUCCCCCCCGCGGUCCGCGUACGUCCCCCCGCCUUCGUAUUCCACCCCUCCCGAUACCCCAGAGGCCUCUCCGUCUUAUUCUACGUCGUCCACCUCCCCUGCUUCCUCCGCACCGCCACCAACGCCCGUCGGGGUCGAAGACCUGUCAGCCAAAAUCGUGUCCGCAUCGUCUUCGCCGGGAUACUCCUCGAUGGAGCACACAAAGAUGUUUGCGUUCGCGUCACCCGCCGUUUGGUAA
Messenger RNA from Pisolithus orientalis, 936 nucleotides. RefSeq lists its product as uncharacterized. Gene Ontology annotation, molecular function: cyclin-dependent protein serine/threonine kinase regulator activity; protein kinase binding. Gene Ontology annotation, biological process: regulation of cyclin-dependent protein serine/threonine kinase activity. The coding region runs from base 1 to 936 and encodes 311 amino acids. The transcript has 3 exons. Lineage: Eukaryota; Fungi; Basidiomycota; Agaricomycetes; Boletales; Pisolithaceae. Gene Ontology annotation, cellular component: cyclin-dependent protein kinase holoenzyme complex; nucleus. The record is from RefSeq and is a predicted model, not a curated record.